AUGGAUUUCGGAGCGAACUGGGCGUACAAGGAAAUAGACGUGAAAGUGAGUGGAACUCUUCAAGAAGCUGCUGAUAUUCUGAGAAAAAUGAAGGAAGAAAAGGCGGAUGACAAGGAGAAAUCAUUGAUUUCACGCAACUUUUCGGGUAUCUCCAUAACAUCAACUGAAUCUCACAAGACAAUUUCCAUCAGUUCGAUUCAUCGUUCUUCGUCGAAAGAACCGAAACCAACUAUUCGUACUCCACGUGAUGAUGGAAAGAAUCGGAAAAUAUUAUUCCCGAAAGCUGUGAUUGUCAAUUCGAAGAAAGAAUCGUUGGUUUCGGCUAGUUAUGCGGAGAGUUCUAAUGAAAGCUCCGUGGAUCCGAUCACUCCAAUUCCGGAUAGUGAAAAUCUGUUCCCCGAGGCAAUCUACAUUCCGGCUAACAAAGGAACAACUAAGAUUGAUGUGGCCGUUGGUCGUUCCACUUCUCGUGAAUCUUGUGAAUCCAUCAGAUCAAUUCAACGUAAACAUGUUCAACAGAUGGGACAGGAACCACUUGAAGACAUUCAACACUUAAAACGUCGUGGAUUGAAGAAGUCGAAACCGGACGGUCUGUUCCCAUCGGCCACUUAUAUUUCUGGAGGAGAGAAACCUAAAAUGACGAUGUCUCCACUGACAAGUGAAAUCCAAUCGAGUGUUGCUAGAACUACAAAUACGGACAACAGUCUUCUCUACGAACAAAUGGAAUUCAUCUCGACUAAUGGACGUUUCAAAAUGUGUAUUCAACCACUCGAAAAGAAGAAGAAAUCGGAUGAAUUUCCAAUUGUUCCGAAACAAUUGCAAUCGAGUACCCGACUGAAAAUUGAGUCGCAAAAAAUCAAAUUCUCGGCUCAAAUCUCAUUCGGAACUGAUCAUUUCAUCGAUUUGUCGGGUAUUUUCAAUGGAAGUUCGAUGAAGAAAAAUGAUGUGACUAAUCUGGUCAUCAAUGGACAAUCCUAUUCUACUUACUGA
Molecule: messenger RNA, 990 nt
Organism: Caenorhabditis remanei
Lineage: Eukaryota; Metazoa; Nematoda; Chromadorea; Rhabditida; Rhabditidae
Exons: 7
Coding region: 1-990 (329 amino acids)
Source: RefSeq, a predicted model, not a curated record